Messenger RNA from Funneliformis mosseae, 568 nucleotides. The record is from the annotation of a GenBank genome assembly. NCBI's taxonomy places the organism in Eukaryota, Fungi, Glomeromycota, Glomeromycetes, Glomerales, Glomeraceae.
AUGAAUUCCGAUUAUGUUAAUAAGUAUAAACAAUAUGUCGAACCAAGUUAUUCAGCAAGGCAUACGACGUCGUCAAGCGGAAGCACAUACAGGCAAGGGGCUCGAAAUCCGUAUGAUCAAGAACUUGAAGUUUCAGGGGAGAGAAUAGAGAGAGAAAUAGCAGAUAAUGAACGUUGGGAGGUUCACCACAUUGUUUCAAAAAGAUACACGAAUGGGAGACCAGAAUUUCUCGUUUAUUGGAAAGGAUACUCAAAGCCCUCUUGGGAACCAGCUGAAGUUCUGGAUAAUUGCCAAGACGAAUCAGAGUCGACCAAAUUUGACACACGAGAAGAAAUUAAGAAGAUCGAUCAUCGACUUCGCAAAAGCUAUCAUAAUAUCAGAUUUGAUGAUUCAAUUUAUGAAAGGGUUGUAUUGGGAGAUUCAAGUCCAUUACAUACAGGACCAAAAAUUGAACAAUUACAUUUCGAUGAGUUCGAUGAGGAUUUCGACUUGUUAGUUACAAUAAUAUAUAAAAUCAAGUUAUUAAAGAAUAGGAAAGCUAUUUGUGCUACCAUCAAUAAUUCUAAAA